ACGCAGUAAAACGUGGCAUAAAAUGAGCUCAUCUUCUCCUGCUCUUCUCUCCGCGUCAACCCUCUACGUGUCGCCGUCUCCUACCUCCGACAACCGCCAUUGAUGAGCUUAAAUACAUCGACAGCUCUAAGCCGAGAGAGCAUCAUCUGUGACAUCAAAUUAUACUAAAAAAGUUUAAUUUUUUUUUUCAAGUUGAAAGUUUAAUUACGAGGGAUUAGUUUUAGUUAAGCAAGAGAAGAUGGCAUCAGCACAGGAGAGGGCGGAGCUCGACGCCAGAGCCAAGCAAGGCGAGACCGUGGUCCCCGGCGGGACACGUGGCAAGAGCUUGGAGGCCCAAGAGCAUUUGGCUGAAGGUCGAAGCAAGGGAGGGCAGACGAGGAAGGAGCAACUUGGAACAGAAGGCUAUCGUGAAAUGGGCCGGAAAGGCGGGCUGAGCACGGGUGAUCAGGGAGGAGGAGAGCGCGCUGCCGACGACGACGAAGGGAUCGACAAUAUCGACGAGGCUAAGUACUGAGAUCGUUUGGCCCGUACGUGGGGGGGCUUUCUUCAUAUAUGUACGUAAAUAAAGUUUAGAUGCAUGUGGUUGAUGUUGUGAGUUUGGAUCAGGGUGAACGUACGAUGGAGUUCCGUGUUUGGUUUCGUUUUUUGUAGGGUGUUUGUUUGUUUCGUCACUUUGUGUUCUCAAAUCUCAAUGAAGUGGUGAUGCUUUGUUUUUAAA
This is a messenger RNA of Asparagus officinalis (garden asparagus), 718 nucleotides long. Its product is annotated as protein EMB-1-like. Gene Ontology annotation, cellular component: cytosol. Lineage: Eukaryota; Viridiplantae; Streptophyta; Magnoliopsida; Asparagales; Asparagaceae. The transcript is spliced from 2 exons. The record is from RefSeq and is a predicted model, not a curated record. Bases 239 to 514 code for a protein of 91 amino acids. Gene Ontology annotation, biological process: response to abscisic acid.